Molecule: messenger RNA, 1714 nt
Organism: Myripristis murdjan (pinecone soldierfish)
Lineage: Eukaryota; Metazoa; Chordata; Actinopteri; Holocentriformes; Holocentridae
Gene: rnmt
Product: RNA (guanine-7-) methyltransferase
Exons: 11
Coding region: 336-1481 (381 amino acids)
Biological process (GO): 7-methylguanosine mRNA capping
Cellular component (GO): nucleus
Molecular function (GO): mRNA 5'-cap (guanine-N7-)-methyltransferase activity
Source: RefSeq, a predicted model, not a curated record
AGCCCAGCGUGAGCGUGUCGUUUGAAAUUGUUUUUGAAUUUUUUCAUGAAUUAAUCCGGUUCAGCCCGGCGCGUCGGCGGCUGAGGUUCCGAGGUUCAUGUUUAAAGUCGUGUUUUUGUCGUGGACGGACCGGAAGCUGUGCAGCUAACCUGCAGCCCGGCUAACUGCGCUAACUGCGGCUAACUGCGCUAACAGGCUGCGGGGCUCCAGCCACUGUUUGAAAUACGAAGCGACUUCAGCGAACUGUCCCAACACGGGACCCGUAGGCAGGAGCAGGUAAACCGUGGAUGCGACGUGCGGGAAGCUAACGGCUAACAGAGCAAAUACCUCAGCAGAUGGAAACACAACAGCAGCAAGCAGCAAAGCAACAGGAAACAAAGCAGGAAGUGAUGUCAUCAGAACAGAAAGUAGGGAUGAAGAGGACGCAUGAGGAAGAGGAGGAGGAGGAAGGCUCACCCACUAAGAAACUGUGCUCGGAGCACAGUGUUGAAGUGGCCCGUCACUACAACAGCCUGCAGGAAGUCGGUCUCGCCGUGCGCAGCCAGAGCCGCAUCUUCCACAUGAGGAACUUCAACAACUGGAUGAAGAGCGUUCUGAUCGGUGAGGUCCUGGAGCAGGUGCGUCGGAGAGGCCAGGGCCAGCUGGCAGUGCUGGACCUUGGCUGUGGGAAAGGAGGAGACCUGCUGAAGUGGAAGAAGGGAGGCAUCAGCCACCUGGUCUGUGCAGAUAUCGCGGCGGUGUCGGUGGAGCAGUGCCAGAUCCGCUAUGAGGACAUGAAGAGGAAGAGCCACAGCCACGAAAAGGUCUUCAGCGCCCAGUUCAUCACCGCUGACUGUACCAAGGAAGUGCUGUCGGAGAAGCUGGACGACCCAGACCUGAUGUUCGACGUGUGCAGCUGUCAGUUCGUCUAUCACUACUCGUUUGAGAGCCAGCCGCAGGCUGAAAUGAUGCUGAGGAACGCCUGCGAGAGGCUGAAGCCUGGAGGCUUCUUUAUUGGAACCACGCCCGACGCCUACGAGCUGGUUAAACGGUUGGAGGAGUCGGACUCCCUGGCAUUUGGGAAUGAGGUUUUCAGAGUUUCCUUCCAGUCGAAAGGCUCCUAUCCUCUGUUUGGCUGCCAGUAUCACUUCAGUCUGGAGGACGUGGUGGACGUUCCUGAAUUCCUUGUUUAUUUUCCGCUGUUACAACAGAUGGCGAAGCGCUACAAUAUGCGUCUUGUCUUCAAGAAGACCUUCUCUGAGUUCUUUGAGGAAAAAGUGAAGAAGGACCAACAUCGCAGCCUGAUGAUGAAGAUGACAGCUCUAGAGUCCUAUCCGUGUGAUGAGCGCAGCCGGCAGGCAACAGACAGCAGAGGAGAGUACGACCACGCCAAAGAACACGCGGGCAGAGAUGGAGUCAAACUACCACUGGGAACCCUGAGCAGGUCGGAGUGGGAAGCAACCAGUAUCUAUCUGGUGUUCGUAUUUCAGAAGAUGUGCUAAUCCUGCCCUACAAUGCUGUUGCCGUGCGUGCAUGUGUGUGAGCAUCUGAGUGUGUGUGUGUGUGUGUGUGUGUGUGUGUGUUUGUAUGAACAUCUGUGUGUGUGUGUGUGUGUGUGUGUGUGUUUCUGUGAGCAUCUGAGUGUGUGUGAUUUUUUUUUUUUAAUUAAAUAUGAGUUCCAUUGGUCACUGAUGCUUGUUAGUUAAAUGGAUUAAAAUGUAAAAAAAAAAAAAAA